AUGAAAAAAAGUGUCUUGUUUUCAACUCUUCUAAUGCUUGUUUUAUCAUGCAAAAACGUAUUUGGAAGAAACGUUGUUCAAAUCGUAAUUGGUUUCUGUCAAGAAUGUGCACAUAAUUGUUUGAAAAGAAAACGGGUUAUUGAUGAAUGUCAAUCAUUUCUUUGUCAUUGCUCUAUUAAGAGUAUUGGUGUUGGAUUGUAA
Messenger RNA from Camelina sativa (false flax), 201 nucleotides. NCBI's taxonomy places the organism in Eukaryota, Viridiplantae, Streptophyta, Magnoliopsida, Brassicales, Brassicaceae. The record is from RefSeq and is a predicted model, not a curated record.